AAUAAAAUACACAUAAUUCUGAUGAAUUAUAAUUUUAAUGAAUUAUUAAACUGCUUUAGAAUAAAUCAAAGGAUAUCAACCUCACUUUGAGGAUUAUAAUUAUAUUGAUCUUUUGAAUAUAAACUCAACAUUAUAGAUUGGAAACAAUUAUAUAUAUUAUGGAUAAUUACACAAAAAUAUUAAAUAAGGAAGAGGUUGCUUAUUAAUUAACUUUAUAGGGAUUUUAUAAUCAUUGAAUGGACGUAAAUAUGAGGGAUAUUGGAAGAAUGAUUUAAAAGAUGGAUAUGGAUGGGAAUAAUUGCCAAAUGGAUCAGAAUAUGAAGGCUAUUAUUUUUAAGGAAAACCACAUGGAAAAGGGAAAUUUAUAUGGGCAAAUGGAGAACAAUAUGUAGGAUAAUGGAAUAUGGGAAUUAAAGAGGGAAAAGGUAAAUUUGAAUUCUCUAUGCAGGGAUAUGGUAUGGUUUAAAUGGUGAGUAUUAUUAAGGACAAUGGAAAGCAAAUUAAGCCUAAGGUUUUGGAGAAUAUGUUUAAAAUGGUAAUAAAUAUAUAGGUAAUUUUCUUAAUUGGAUUAAAAAUGGAGAAGGUGAAGAGUUUUUUAAAAAUGGAGAUAGAUAUUAAGGAAAUUAUGUAAAUGGAUUGCCUCAUGGAUAUGGAGAAUAUUUUUGGGUAAAUGGAGCAUAAUUUCAAGGUUAUUUUAAAGAAGGUUUACGUUGUGGAAAAGGUAUAUGGAAAAGAUCAAAUAAAUUACCAACUGAUUUUUAUUAAGGAGAUUAUUAAGAAGAUAGAAAAAAUGGAUAUGGAAUAUACAAAUGGGCUAAUGGAAAUUAAUAUAAAGGAUAAUUUGUUAAUGAUUAUAAACAUGGUUAUGGAGAAAUGAUUUACUUUGAUGGUUAAAUUGUUAAAGGUAAUUGGCAAAAAGGAAAAAUUAUUAAUUAAUUAACAACUCAGCCAAUGAUAUAAGAUGAUAAUAAUCAAUAUAAUAUUAAAAUAAUUGAUGAAACAAUUUAAUUACCAAUUAACACAAUUCAAAAUAAAAUCAUUUUAAAAAUCCCUGAUGUAGAACAAUCAUCAAAUUGUAAAUAUUAUUUAUAUAAAGAACAAACUAAAUAUCUUAAUCCAAACAUAUUUGAUGAUAAAAAUUAUUUGAUCUCUAGUAAUCCUCCAUCAUCAUAGACUCAUAGAAAAACAAAAACACUCUCAAUUAAACAAUACACUAAAGAAAGAGAAUUUAGUAAAAGCUAAGAAUGUCCAAAAGCCUUUUUGUCUAUUCCAUAAAUUGAUAUGGCAAAUAAAAUAAAGAUACAAUCCAAAUUUUUGAUCAAAUAAACACUAAAUCAAAAUUUUCACAUAAAACAAUCUAAAUUAUCUAAUCUUUGA
Molecule: messenger RNA, 1377 nt
Organism: Paramecium sonneborni
Lineage: Eukaryota; Ciliophora; Oligohymenophorea; Peniculida; Parameciidae
Source: the annotation of a GenBank genome assembly